This is a messenger RNA of Mesorhabditis belari, 732 nucleotides long. NCBI's taxonomy places the organism in Eukaryota, Metazoa, Nematoda, Chromadorea, Rhabditida, Rhabditidae. The record is from the annotation of a GenBank genome assembly.
AUGUUGUGCCGAUCCCAUAAUGGAAAUGUGAUCUCCAUUAGAUCAUUGGACGAGGAUGUAUUCGUUCAGAAAGUGGCUCUUGAAAUGCCGAGCAUCACAAAAAUUUGGAUUGGACUUGAAAUGUUAUGGGGGCAUCGCAAUUGGCUUGAUCUAACGGUUGAAAAACCAGCUCAAACAGCGAUUCUCAAUGUAAAUCGGCCAGAGGGAAAAGUUUCCGCGUUUGAGGAUUAUCCAGAUAAGCCCAACACUGCGAAAUGCAUUCGUUGUAAGCAAACAAAAAUGAACGGUUUAUGGUAUUUUGUUGGGUUGAAUGAGUCACUCAAUGAAACCUAUCGACCCGAUGGAGUUGUUUGCAAGAAAAGAAUUCGACGACCACCAAUCAAAUACACGAUAAAAUCCAAUGAAAGUUGUGACAUCGGAUGGGCUCACAAUGAACAUACCGGCUUUUGCUAUUAUCUUCAGGUAAAACCACGAUUGAAAGUUCCGGAGUCUGAUGCCGGUUGUGGUGCUUACCAUAACGUCUGGAUAGGUAUACAUCAAGUGAACGGCACAGCGGUGAAUGUCGAUGGAAGUGUCAAUCGUUUUUGGGUGCCGCCUUUUGAGCCCGGCAAAUCGAAUCAGUGGUGGAUGAUGUGCAACGACAUUUCCAAUACUUAUGUUGAGUCGAUUCUCCCACACAACGAGCAUGGGGUAUUGACGCGGUAUGUUUGCAAGAAAGUUGCGAAUAAUUUG